Messenger RNA from Frankliniella occidentalis (western flower thrips), 3077 nucleotides. Its product is annotated as fanconi-associated nuclease 1-like. The transcript has 14 exons. The coding region runs from base 178 to 2895 and encodes 905 amino acids. Gene Ontology annotation, molecular function: 5'-3' exonuclease activity; flap-structured DNA binding; 5'-flap endonuclease activity. Gene Ontology annotation, cellular component: nucleus. Gene Ontology annotation, biological process: interstrand cross-link repair. Lineage: Eukaryota; Metazoa; Arthropoda; Insecta; Thysanoptera; Thripidae. The record is from RefSeq and is a predicted model, not a curated record.
UGUCACGUUUGUCACACAGCCUUACUCAAACAAAAACAGAAGCGCGCUCAUUUGGCUGCCUUCCCUGAACGGUGCGCGCCAACCGUGGGCAAGGCGGUGAGAUCUGCGGAGAGUGCAACUUCAUCAAGGUAUGAAAACGUUGCAGUGUGCCGGGCCCAGCAGCCUGCUGCAAUCGUGAUGUCAGACAGUGACGAUGACAUUACCAUUUUGGAAGAGAAACUAGUGAAAGAUUCAACUAAGAGAUGGAAGUGGAAAACCCCCAAUCCUGUCCUCAUGAGAGGGGACAGUGAACAAAUCCUCCAGAGUGUAAGGGUAAAGCUUAAUAUGCAAAAUAAGAUCAUCCCUGGGAACACUUAUGAUGGUUCCCCAGCUGCCUCUUUUGUUAUGGAUAAGAGACCUGAAGAUAUGCUCAUUGAAAACCAAAGGCCUGGAAAGCGGAAGAGGAGCAACACUGAUACAGACUCACAGAAAACCCCUACAAAAUCAAAUGAAUCAAAGACUGUUGUGCCGCUUACACCUGAGCAAAUUUUAGAGCUUACUGAGAACUGCCUGGACUCAGAUAAUGAACCAGAAUUAACUCCUGUGAAAGAAUCUCCUCAAACCCAACAAAGAGAAAACUCACAAGUGUCCAGUUCCAAAAGAGCAUUAAAUUUUGGUAUCCGAGCCUCCAGCAGUCUCAGAAACCGCUCAUCAAAGUUUUUUGGAGCUGGCACUUCCAGUACAGAUGUUGAUGAAAUAUUGAGCCAAGAAACUUCGGAAAGAGGAGAAGGUCGAUCUCCCUCAAGGACACCAUCACCUAGAAAGAAAAGGCUGCCCAAAAAUUCACCUAUUCGGUUAUUGCCCAGCCAUAGUCAUCGUAAGAGUCCUGCAAAACCUAACAUGAGAUCUUUAAGUCCAAGAAAAAGUCCCGGUCCUAACGGAACUCCAAAAAAGGACGAAGAUUUCAGUGUAGAAGAUCAUUUAAUGAUACCAGAAGGGCCGUAUUAUUAUGAAGCAUUUUGCUUCAUGAUAAAGAAAGUUUGUGAAAAUUCAGAAUAUACCCACUUAUUCCUUGAUUCGGAACACAAAAAACUUAAAGAAGUCUAUCACUCAAGAGAAGAGUUCCAAUUAUAUGUAAGACUAAUGAAUAGGAAAGACAAAUGGAAUAGAUGCUCAGAUAUUAAAUACAAUGAUAUAUCUGCCAAUCUCACUCCACAUUUUGAUUAUUUGGAAUCUCAAGGAUUCAUAUCUUGCGAUCUGAAAGAUGAGAAAAUAGAGGAUAUACUUUCUCUUUUAAAGCUAGAAGAGCUUAAAACUGUUUGCUCUACUUUCAAAGUUAAAAAGGAAAAGUUAAAGAGUAAAACAAUCAGUGCAUUGGUGGCAAUGCAGAAAAGCCAACCUACUAUACUAGGCAUGCCAAGUCCUUUAUUGAAGAGUGUGGUUGCUGUGUUAGGGAGAUGUGUAAAGCUGAACAUGGAGUGGCGCAGAGUGUUUCGUCGGUGCAUUCUUCUAUUUUCCCUAUUUCACUCACAUGAAGAUUUAGAUAAAUUAUGUUCUGAGCAAGCUCUACUAUUGUUGCAAGUGAAACUUGGAAAUAUGGUGUUACCCCUGGCUGAUAAAAGUAAUUUACCCAGUCAUAAAGUGUUUGAAACCAGGGAUCAGUUGAUCAGGUUUGAAGAAGCUAAAGAACUUAAACAAAGUUUAAGCUAUGCCAUGGAAGUAAAGAACUUUGACGAAGUCCAGGAGUUAGUAAGAAAAAUUAUGAACCAGUUUGCUGCACUAAGGAAACUAACAUCUGAAACACAAUACAUUCUUCAGCUGCCCAAAUUUUUACAUCGAUUUUGUGCGGGCACAGUGUAUGCUGUUGCCCUUACUCAAUCAAUUGAAGCAUUGAAGCAGGCUCGACAGUACCAAAUGGCUAUAGAUGUACUUGACCUGCUGAAUGAUCAAACAACUUACUGUCCUGAUUACAAAGGAAAGUGGAUGUUAAAUAAGGCUACAAUCUUUCAUGUCAAUCUUAAAGAACUAGUUAAAGCUUCAAAUGUAUUAUAUGCUGCUUUAAGACGCAAAUCAUUGUUUAACUCUGUUGAUCGAAUGCAUUUACAUGAAAGAGCUGAGAAGAUUAUUAAACUUAAAAAAAAUGGCUUAUCGAAUGAACAGAAACAACGUCUUCAGAAUGAAAUGGAUCCUCCUCACCAAGCACCAGAAGCAGUAGAAAUCAGUGCAAGAGCUUAUAUAAGUUCUAAACCAGGUUUAAAAAAAGUGUACAUUAGGGAUACUGAGGAUGGAAAGGAAUUCAUGUCUGUUGAAGAAACAGUCAUUGCACAUUACAAAUCGUUAGGAUUUUUGUAUGGAAUUCAUGAUGAGGGAAGUACCAUCUCCUCUUUGUGUAUGUUGUCUCUCUGGCAUCAUAUUUAUGAUACAACAAUACCGGGUGUUUUCCAAAGCCCUUUCCAAGAAAAACCACUAGAUUGGGGCAAAAAAAUAUUUUAUGAACUACGGAAGGAUGCCAUUGAGACCCGCCUUGCUAACAUUUUGGCGCAAGAUGUUCCAACUAUUGCAAAAGAACUAAGUAACAUUCGAGAAGAGAAUUGUCUUAAAAGCAGUGUUAUUAAUUGGGAUCGACUUGAGCGCUUAGAUAUUCAGAAAUUUUUGGAGUGUGUGUCUAUUCCAACCUUUGUUGCCAUCACACGAAGACUUAUUGAAGAUUUUAAAUGUAAUAGAAGUGGUUUUCCAGAUCUUGUAAUUUGGAGCCCUCCUCAAAAGCAGUGUUUGUUUGUUGAGGUGAAAAGUCCGAAUGAUGUGCUGUCUACAGUUCAGUGUCUUUGGCUUGACUUUCUAAAGAAUUGUAAUGCAAAAGCAGUUGUUGCUCACAUUCGUGAAUCGGGCUCAAAGACUACAGCUCAGAAGAAGUGAAGUGAACUGUACUCAUUGCAUAUAAGACUUGAUUUGUUCAUGCACUCAAUUUCAACAAUAUUCAAUUCCUGUUGUUGUCAAUGUUGUGUAGUCUUCGAUCAAUGUUACCUGUUUUGUAAAUCAUAUAUUUCUCCUGUUUUAGAAAUAUUUUUAAAAUUAUUAAAAGAUCAUGUUCUCUUAAA